This is a messenger RNA of Effrenium voratum, 792 nucleotides long. The record is from the annotation of a GenBank genome assembly. Lineage: Eukaryota; Dinophyceae; Suessiales; Symbiodiniaceae.
AUGGACUGCGCACACCAAGUGGAGGCCCAAAUGCUGGUGGCAGAGCUGUCGCAACAGCGUGCAGAGGAGUUGGAGGGCAUGUGCCAGCAGCGUGCAGAGACGGCCGCGCUUGCCCAGGAGGCCUCACGAGGAGCCGAUGCCCAGGCAGACGCUCUGCGGAUCAUGGCCUCUGAGCUACAGCGGUGGAAACUGGAGUGCCAAGACCUGCGUUCCGGGGAAGCCGCGCCUCCCGCGGCUUCUGCCGGCGUGACAGAGGCCGCCGCGGCCCAGUCGCAGGCCCAGCUGCAGGCGGCGCAGGAGAACUUGCUGAGACUCCAAGAGCAGUCUGUGGCAGAUGUGGAGUCGGCUCAGAGGGCUGAGCGCAGCAUCGUGGCCCUGAAGACGCGGUGCCGCCAGUUGAAGGGCGACGCUGAGGAGGCGAAAGCGAAAGAGCAGAGCGCUGCAGCCUUGAGCGACCAGCUGGCGCUGAGGUGCCGAGAACAGGAGCUGAAGCUUGAGGAGGCUACGGAAGUGCAGCUGAAGCAAGCGGAGCUCCUUGAUGACGAACGAGAGGCCACAGCGGCCUGGCGCGGCAGCUGCCAGGCGCUGGCCGCGCAGGUGGAGCUGGGCGCGGCCUCGGAGUCCGCGGCCUUCGCCCGCGCCGCGGAGGUGGCGGAGGAGCAGGAGCUGCUCCGCCAGGAAGUGCUGCGCCUGCGCGACCAAAACGUCGACUUGGUGCGUCAGAUGCACGCGCAGCACACCACGCGGGCGCUGCAGGACAUCAAGAUUGUUGCUGCCGCUCGCUCUACGUGA